Messenger RNA from Rattus norvegicus (Norway rat), 5875 nucleotides. It is a transcript of the gene Susd3, whose product is annotated as sushi domain containing 3. Gene Ontology annotation, cellular component: plasma membrane. NCBI's taxonomy places the organism in Eukaryota, Metazoa, Chordata, Mammalia, Rodentia, Muridae. The record is from RefSeq and is a predicted model, not a curated record.
GCGACGGUCGCUGCGCGCAGUCCCAGACGCCUGCGGAAGUUGGCGCCGGCUUCACCUGGCCGGGUGUGCGGCCCGGGGUUGGAGGGAAUGACCCGGAGUGUCUUCUGUGCCGCAGAGAGUUGUUAUCUUUGGUGACUACUCCAGCCUCACUUUACAAAUUGGAAAGUGAGCGGGUGAGAGAGGAGAUGCUAAAGUUAUCCAGCAACCAGGACCCGGGUUGCUUCUAGGCUGUUAAAAGGUCAGAGGUCUGCAGGAGGAGGGAAAGCGGUUGUUAAGUGUGCUGAAGAGGGUUCUACGCUUGAUCUUAGCCAAAAGGGCGAGAAACAAUGCUGACGUCAGCUUUGCUAACUCUAAGAAGCACCACCAAAACCGCAUUUCUCCCAAGAGCUCAGUCCUGUGCAUCCAGGAGGUGCCUUGCCACUGUGGAGGGCUUAGCUGAGUUCUGGAGGCACAUUGCUCUCACCCUAGCCCAGUGCUUCUCAACCUUCGUAAUGCUGCAACCCUUUAAUACAGUUCUUUGUGUUGUGAUGACUCCCAACCAUAAAUUUAUUUUUGUUGCUACUUCAUAACUGUAGUUUUGCUACUUAUAAAUCCUAUUGUAAAUAACUGUGUCUUCUAAUGGUCUUAGACAAUCCCUUGUGAAAAGAGUCGAUUGAGAAACCCUUAGUGGGUUUGAUUCGUUUGAUACCAUUCCAUCAUGCCGACCCUUUGCUGGCCCCACAAGUGUGGCUAGUUUUGGCUUUCUAACUGUUACUCCACAGGAGUGAGUGAGUGCCUUUGUGUUUGAAGAGGCUAACCUGGUCUGGUACUGCUGGGGAGAGGGGACACUCUUGUGAGUACCUUCUGCUUACUGGUCUGGAGAAGUAGGUGUCACCAGCAAAGAGAGGUGGAUGGCCUUGCCUGAGGUUAUCCCAUGGCCCUGGGGUAGCCUGAAGCCCUGCUGAGUUUGCAAACAAAAGGCUAAUUGCAUAGGAAUCUCUGGAGAAAGUCUGAUAGUCCGGUAUCUCACUUGUCCCUUGCCCUGCCUGGCUUCAGGGAAGAUCUAGUCCUUGCAGUGUGUCUUUUGCACCCAGCUUCCAAGCGUGUGCCCCCGUGCCUCAGUUCCCAUAUGAGAUAAAAGGUGAGUGCUGUAUUCCUGCCUCUAGGCUAUGGACAGGGUUAGCGGAGAACCUGGAGAGAGAGCCCUUGUUCUUGAGUAAUAAUCUGUGGGACUUCCUUAGCCUGUGGCCGGUCUUGUUUGCUUAAUGGGCUGGGAAGGGAAGGGAAAAGAAGGGGCCUGAAGCUGUGUGGAGAUAGUUUGGUGUUGUCCAGAGAUAACUGGGAGAUAAAGCAAUAGCGAUGUGUGGUUCCCACAAUCUGUAGAAUGGGCCCGUUGUUAAGUAGGCCAGAGGUAUUGUGGAGGUCUGUGUUCUCCUGUGGGUCGGACUCAGGGCAGGACUAAGAGUGUUGUCAUCCCUCGAACCCCCACUCAUCCCUGGUCUUCUAUCUAGACUGGAUAGAGUGUUUGGCUCUGUUCCCAGGGCAGCUCCUGAACUCGUUAGUCCGGGAGGUUUUCCAGGAACACAGGGUUCCAGUGGCUGGAAGCCACCUCCUGCUAACCGCAGAAGGGACCUUGACAAGUACAAGGAGAGGAGGUCAAUGAAUAGGUGCAGGUGGGCCUUUUUGGAUGUGUUCUCAGCUUCAAUCCCUGCAGCCUGCUGUGCCCAUUACUACACAGGAGAAACUAAGGCCUAGUGAUGGCCUGUGUGAGUCAGCAUGACAUCCCCUUCCCUUGCCAUAUACACCCCAGAAGAUUCAGAGAUACAUUUUCCUUGGUUAGAGUAAUAUCUGUUAUGCCACAGAAAGAGAACACAUUGUCUCAUGGUAUGGAGCCCCGCCUAGAUGGCCCAUGGUGUCUGGGGCAUAGGAAGAUGGGCCCAGAGAGAACAGACGACCGCCCUGAGGACACUAAGCCAGGCUAUGGGCCUUACAUACUCAGUAUUAGGACCUCACAUGGUCCUGGCUGCUGGUGUCCAGGGGUCCUGCUGUCAGAGCGUCUGUGUAUGCAUAUUUCAGUCACCUUUAAGAAGUUUGAAUCCCAUCCCCUCCCACCCCUGCCUCACAAUUCACACUUGGCAUUUGGAGAGAUGCAGACCCAGAGAAAAUUAUGUAAGGACUUGCUGGCACAUGAGAACACAGGCCUGGCUACCAAAGUCCUGGUGAGGCUCUGCCCAGAGGCCUGCCUUCCCUUUCACUGUACUCACACAACCUCUGCCAGCAUAAAAGGGAAUGAAUGUAUUAAAAAGGUCAGGGUGAGGGGACCAUGGGCCUCAAGAAGGACAGAAGAUGCUGGCCCUGCCUGUGGUCCAAGGUUCCAGAUAAAAGAUUAACAAACAAGACUUGUUCCCAAGGCAUCCAGCUGGCCUCAAGGACUGGGGGAGGAGAUCUGAGGCCCUCCCAGAUCUAGCUAUAGGCACCUCGGGGUGGCAGGGCCUGGGAACAGAGCUACUGCAGGUGGACUGGGUUGAAAGGUCAGAUGGGACAGCUGGAGACCCUCAUGGGCUGGCCUUGCUGUGCCCACCUGCCCUUCACUCCAUCCCCUAAGCCUGGAGGGCCAGACUGGAACAUGUGUGAUUUUCGCAUGAGCAUUAAUGCCAUUUCAUUUUAGUUCUCUGUUGCUUUUCACUCUCUUGAAGAUUUACUUCUACAAAAAGCGGCCUGAAGGGUUCCCAAAGUAAAAUCUGUACCAGUGCCAUGCCCAGAGGGUGGAGGGUCAGAUGCAUGGACACAGUGAAGGACUGGGAGAUAUGCAGUGACCAGUGUCCAGAGGCCGUGCACAGAGAGGGCUCAAAGCAUUUGUCAGCUCAGCCAAGUGUCUUCCUAGGAACCCAGGGUGUCUUCUAGUUCAGUUAGGAAAUGUGCCUGCUGGGUCUGGUUCUGGAGGGGCAGAUGGGGCUUGAUUCUUAGAUGCCGGGCAUGGGGAGAGUCUGUGAGGUGUCGGAUAUUCUUGGGAAUAGCUGUGGAUCUGUAAGUUGAGUUGGGGAGGGCGUCUCUCUUUCUCUGAGCAAGUACCUUUUUGUUCAUUCCUUUAGUUCUUGAAACAAGGUUUCUCUGUGAGGUCCUGGCUGUCCCAGGACUCACUCUGUAGACCAGGCUGGUCUCUUAACUCAGAGAUCCACCUGCCUCUGCCUCUCUGGCAGUUGUGUGCCUGGAAGAGGUCUCCAUGUGUGGCUCACAACGACCUUGAACUCACUAUCUUGUUUCACCCUCCUGAGUAUCUGCGCCGGUACACCCAGGGGUUGCGGGCUUCAUAGACAGCCCAUCUCUGCCUGCCUGGCGCUUUCCAUACAUUUAUUUUCAGGCUGAGGAAGGCUGGGUGCCCGCCUUCAUGUUUGCCUUGACCCAGUCUGUGGGCCUCAAGCCUCCUUCUCUAAAAGAUGUGUUCAUCCCAGAGUAGAAUUUACUGGCCUUGCAGGCCCAGGGAUGGGUGAAAGAGACCCAGUGGGGUCUGGGGAAGGAGGUUCCUUGGGCUGUGAACUUGGAGAGAGAGAGAGAGAGAGAGAGAGAGAGAGUAAAGUACUGCCAGCCUGGCCUGGCGUGUUUGAGAUACUGCUUAAAGUCCUGAGGGAUGUAGUUCAGUUGGUGGAGUACUUCCCUGGCAUGCAUGAUACCCUGGAUCACAUCCCUGGCAUGGUAUAGACCUACUGUGGGAGCACACAAUAAUCCUCUCACUGGGAACGUGGAGGGAGACAGGAGGAUUAGGGGUUGAUUCAAGGUAGUCUAGAGAGUACAUGAGACUCUGGCUCAAGGUCUACCAAGGCACUAAUUCUGUGACCAGCCCUGCCUCUGUGUCACUACCACACAGCCCCACCCUCCCUGUGACCCAGUAAGGCAGAAACCCAUUUUGCAGAUGGGGAAAUCUGCGGUCAGUGUGAAAUGUGGGCUGAAACUUGCUGCUGGAUCAGCCCCAGGAGCCCGUGUGUUUACCUCUGCUCUCAUAACAGGGGAAAAGUCUGGGGGCUUGGGUUGGAAAGACCGGGCUACUCCCAGUUGGGGCCACUCUCUCAAGGCGUCCUUCAGCUCAGUUUAGAGGAAGUUGGGCGUCCCUGACUGGAAGUCUCCUUGAGUAACACAAGGAGGAAGGGCUCACCCCCAUUGUCCACCUCUUUCCUUUGACCAAACUUCUUUAUUUACCUUGUAAUAGAAGAAUAGUAGUUGGCAGCUGGGGCUCUACACCCUGUGAGUCCUCUAGAUUGCUGGCUAGAAAUGCCAUGUUUGGGACCAGGGCAGCAAUUGAAGCCCCUCUGUCCCAAGUCUCUCCCAGUCUACCUAACCAGGCUGUUCUUUCCACCCUGAUGUCUUCCAGAUCUGUUCUGGGGGCUGCCAUCCCUCUCUGUGUUGGGCUUGCACUACAAAUGCUCCAUGUGUCUAUUUAGCUCUUUAAUUUGCCAAAAACUCCUGGGCUUCUGACAGCCAGUGUGGCAGGGCUGGCUGGUCCUCUUUUCCCUGGUGGUUGGUCGGUGGCUUUACCCUUCACCCCCCACAGUUAGGAGGCUCAAUGACAGGGCAGGAAAUCUGCCUUUUAAGAUUCGUGACUGGCUGGCUGUGAGGUGUACCAAGGCCUACAGUCUCUAGCUGACGACAAGCACCCCCUCCCAGCAGAGCCCUCCCCAAAGCACCGGAUGUGGCUGUUGACAGACAUAGCGUGAACCAAGUGGGGACCGUCGAGGUGCCCCACCCGCCCUGCAGCUAAGAUGUAUUUAGGGGAAGUGGACGGCAGUGGUUUCCUUGAUGAGCCACAGACAUUUCGUCCAGUCCUCUCGAAACACUGCCUGGUGUUCUAUCUGUAGAAGAUGAAACAAACACAGGGCACAUGUGCUCAGCUCCAUCCACCCCCUAAAGGCACCUUGCAAGUUGUCCGUGGAGAUGGCACUUCACUGGGGACUGUGCUCAUAUUCCAUUGCCCCUCUGGCCAUCAGAUGGUGGGGUCUGGCCUCCUUACUUGCGCCUGGAAUGGGAGCACCGCUGACUGGUCUUCAGGAAGCCCUGUGUGCAAAGCUGUGCCGCCGCACGAGACCUUUGGCUUCAAGGUGGCAGUGAUCGCCUCCAUUGUGAGCUGUGCCAUCAUCCUGCUCAUGUCCAUGGCCUUCCUCACCUGCUGCCUCCUCAAGUGUGUACAGAAGAGUGAGCAGCGGCGUGCUGACAGGACGGCUCAGCUGUGGUACCAGCUGAGAGGCGAGGACCUGGAGACCGUACAGGCUGCCUACUUGGGCCUCAAGGGACACAACCACAAUAACAGCAGCAGCGUCGGUGGUGGCAGUGGUGGCUCCAGUGGUGGUGGCGGCAAGCCAGGGAUUCAGCACAGCCAGGCUCACGACAACCACAGCUUCACCACAGACCUCAGCGACAUCAGAGAGCAGCCUGUUGUGACCCGCAGUGGGGACAAAGACCCUUGGACUUUCAAGAUGGGAGCUCCGAGCCCUGGUGGCUCCUCCAACUCUCCACGCACCUACGUGAUGGUCCACGCAAUGAACUCUGCAGGGCUGGCCCCUGGAAAUCCCACGAGGCCCAAAGCGUACCUUCCAGGGUGACCCCACUAGCCAGAGGCCUGCAACUCAACAUUUGUCCGGCUGGAUGUCGACCAGGGUAGUCACCUCCAGGUAUAGGAGGCCUUUGGGAGCCUAGCUGACGUUGAAGGCUGGGGCUCCAGUGGGGAACAGUCGUUCCUGGAGGAGACCUCUGUGGCUGUUACGGGACCUGCUCAUUGAACUGCUACUGGGGUGCAGUCCCAAAGAAGUCAACACAACCAGGGUUCUUCUUAGAGAGACAGACAUUUUAAGCAGAUAUAGUUUUGCGUAGUAGACUAUGAAAAUAUUAAUAAAGUACGAUCAGCACU